This is a messenger RNA of Paramecium octaurelia, 1583 nucleotides long. NCBI's taxonomy places the organism in Eukaryota, Ciliophora, Oligohymenophorea, Peniculida, Parameciidae. The record is from the annotation of a GenBank genome assembly.
AUGAACACCGAAUUUCUACCUAAAAUGAUUGAUGCACCUCUUGAUUUGGUUUGCUAAGCGCAUAAAAAUAAACCAGAAAAGGUUAUAAUGGAUCAAAAUACAAACCUUAAUUCGAGAUUAGCCUGCAAUAUGUGUGAGUUAGAAUAACAAAAUGCUAAUGUUGAGGAUUAUUAAGCAGUAGUUGAAGCUUUGCAAAACGAAAAGAUAAAGAGAUGUGAAAACAGAAAUAAAUUGUUGGUUGAAAGUUUAGAAUAGGCAGAAAACUUAGAAAAGAAUGUUGAUAGUGUUAUGGAAAAAAUAAAUGAUUAUUUUGAAUCAAUUAAAAACAAUGUGAAGAAAUUAACAGCUUCUUUAAAAGAUUAAAAAAAAUAAAACUUAGAGUACAGUUUCUUUGAAGAACUGGAAAUCUAUAUUAAAAAAAAAGAUUAAUCAACAGAGGAAAACGAUAUUGUAAAGAAAAUCAGAUAACAAAUAAUCAAUUCAUUUGGAAAUUUGAAAAGAAAAUUGGAAACAUUUCCUUCAAACCUAGAGAAAAUGUCAGAAAAUGUCUUAAAGAAAACUCAAGAAUUUUAUAGAAGGAAUUAUGAGGAAAUAAAUAAACCUUUAAAUUUAGAGUUGAGUGACACUUAAAAACAAAGAGAUCCUUGCUAUGCUUUAACCUUUUCUUAAGAAUUGCUUUUUACUGGAUGUGGAAAACAAAUUAAAGUUUGGAUCUUCAAUUAGGGAAAAAUGUAAGAGCAUACAAAACUUAAUGGCCAUGCAUUAUCUGUAACACGAAUUGUGACUAGUAACAAAGUUAAGAACAGUUUUAUAUCUGCAGCAGAAUGCGGAUCCCUAAUAAUUUGGAAGUAAAAGAAUGAAAAGGAAUGGGAAUCCUUAAAAAAACCAUCAUAUUGGACUAAUUGCAUAGUUUUAAAUAAAGAGGAAACAGAAUUGAUUUUAGCUGGUGCUAAUUGCGAAAUUGAUUUUUGGAGUGUGGAUUUCAAUAAAAAUUAAAUAACCUAUAAUUAUUCAUUGGAGAACAAUCAUUAAAAUACAAUAUUUGAUGUAACCUUAAAUUCAAAAGAAACAAGAAUGGUAACUUGUGGGGCGGACAAUAAAAUUCUAAUUUGGACAAAGGAUGACUAAACUCAAAAAUGGAAAUUUAUUCAAGAAAUUAAUUAAUAAACUUAUGGAACAAAAGUUGCUUUUAUUUCUGAUGACUAGUUUGUUUGGAUGGGCUGCGAUUAAAAAGCUAACGAUUAGAUGUUUUUCUAUAAAUCAUAAAGAGAUGGCAAGUUUGAAAAUAAUAAUAAGAAAACCUUCUAAUUGGAAAUUGAUGAAGAAUAUGUUGAUUAUCAUCUGAAUCCCAUCAGCUAUAAUUAAUAAAAGAAAGUAUAUCUGUUGAGAUUCAAGCGACAUAUUUAUAUUAUCAAGAUCACUGAUGCUGAUGUAACAAUUGUUACAAAAUAAAAAUAUGAGACAAACUUGUGUUUUGCAACAUUAUCUAAUGAUGGCAAAUACUUGAUAGCAUAUGUUGAAGAUCUCAAGAAAUAUCAAAUACACGAAAUCAAAUGGUGAUGAAUAUUUAUCACAUUCCAAAU